Molecule: messenger RNA, 2534 nt
Organism: Motacilla alba alba
Lineage: Eukaryota; Metazoa; Chordata; Aves; Passeriformes; Motacillidae
Product: RNA-binding protein EWS-like
Biological process (GO): regulation of DNA-templated transcription
Cellular component (GO): nucleus
Molecular function (GO): RNA binding; transcription coregulator activity
Source: RefSeq, a predicted model, not a curated record
CAGAAAAGCCAAAUUCUUGGUGUGUGUUUGACACCACCACCCUGGUGAGUGUUGUAAUCAGAGGUGUAGGAGAGAAAAAAACUGGGGGAAAGGGGGGGAAUUGCCUGUUGGAAAUGGCAGGAUUGGACAAAGGAGGAGGAGGGAACCUGCUUUUUCCUGGAGUUUUUGUUGCUGUAACUGUUCAUACUCUCAGUUGGCUGGACUGCAAAAUAAUGAUGGUCUUUAAGAGAUUAACUUCAUGCUUAUUUUUAACCUUUAGAAUCCAAGUUACUACAACCACAUUUGUCUGCAAACUCCAAGUAUGUUUCCAAAGACCUACGGGCAGCAGAGCUACGGGACCUACGGGCAGCCCAGCGACGUCAGCUACACACAGCCGCAGACCACGGCCACGUACGGGCAGACGGCCUACGCCACCUCCUACGGGCAGCCCCCCACAGGUUACAGCGCCCCGACUGCCCCUGCCUACAGCCAGCCCGUGCAGGGCUACGGCAGCGCCGCCUACGACACCAACACGGCCACGGUCACCAGCAGCCAGAGCUCGUACGCCGCGCCCGCCGCCUACGGCACCCAGCCCGCAUACCCCGCCUACGGGCAGCAGCCGGCCCCGGCCGCCCCCGCCAGACCCCAGGAUGGCAGCAAACCAGCAGAGACCAGCCAGCCUCAGUCCAGCACGACAGGCUACAGCCAGCCCAGCCUGGGCUACGGGCAGAGCAACUACAGCUACCCCCAGGUGCCUGCCAGCUACCCCAUGCAGCCUGUCACUGCUCCACCCUCCUACCCUCCGACCAGCUAUUCCUCCACACAGCCCAGCAGUUACGAUCAGAGCACUUACUCCCAGCAGAGCAGCUACGGGCAGCAGAGCUCCUACGGGCAGCAGAGCAGCUACGGCCAGCAAAGCAGCUAUGGCCAGCAGCCACCUCCCACCAGUUACCCACCUCCCAGCGGAUCCUACAGCCAGGCCCCCAGCCAGUACAGCCAGCAGAGCAGCAGCUACGGCCAGCAGAGCUCGUUCCGCCAGGACCAUCCCAGCAGCAUGAACAUGUACGGGCAGGAAUCCGGAGGCUUCUCCGGCCCCGGAGAGAGCCGGAAUCUGAGCGGCCCCGAUAGCCGGGGCAGGGGACGAGGGGGAUAUGAGCGUGGAGGCAUGAGCAGAGGUGGGCGGGGAGGAGGACGCGGUGGAAUGGGCAGCGCUGGAGAGCGAGGUGGCUUCAAUAAGCCUGGUGGACACAUGGAGGAAGGACCCGACCUGGAUUUAGGCCCCCCUAUGGACCCGGAGGAGGACUCGGACAGCACUGCAGUCUAUGUGCAGGGACUCAAUGAUAAUGUGACCCUGGAGGAUCUGGCAGAUUUCUUCAAACAGUGCGGUGUUGUCAAGAUGAACAAGAGGACGGGGCAGCCCAUGAUAAACCUCUACAUCGACAAGGAAACGGGCAAGCCCAAGGGCGAUGCCACCGUGUCCUACGAUGACCCGUCCACUGCCAAAACAGCCGUGGAAUGGUUCGAUGGGAAGGAUUUCCAGGGGAGCAAGCUGAAGGUGACCCUGGCACGGAAGAAGGGCCCGAUGAACAGCCUGAGGGGCGGGAUGCCCCCCCGGGAGCAGCGGGGAAUGCCCCCACCCCUCCGUGGAGGUCCAGGGGGCCCCGGUGGCCCAGGGGGCCCCAGCGGGCCCAGCGGCCCCAUGGGCAGGAUGGGGGGCAGAGGUGGAGACAGGGGUGGCUUCUCCUCGAGAGGACCGCGGGGAUCCCGGGGAAACCCAUCCGGAGGGAGCGUCCAGCACCGCGCCGGAGACUGGCAGUGCCCCAACCCGGGCUGUGGAAACCAGAACUUUGCCUGGAGAACAGAGUGCAACCAGUGCAAGGCGCCCAAACCGGAGGGGUUCCUCCCGCCCCCCUUCCCUCCUCCAGGCGGUGACCGCGGCCGGGGCGGCCCCGGGGGGAUGCGGGGCGGGCGCGGCGGGGGCCUCAUGGACCGAGGGGGGCCCGGAGGGAUGUUCCGAGGCGGCCGCGGCGGAGACCGAGGCGGGUUCCGAGGCGGCCGGGGCAUGGACCGAGGCGGCUACGGAGGAGGCGGCCGGAGAGGAGGAGGAGGCGGCGGCCCCGGGGGACCCCCCGGACCCCUCAUGGAGCAGAUGGGAGGAGGAGGCAGAGGACGGCGCGGAGGGCCGGGAAAGAUGGACAAGGGCGAACACCGCCAGGAUCGCCGAGACCGGCCCUACUAACGCCGCCCCCCAGAGCCGCAUUUACUACCAGAUUUAUUUUUUAAACCAGAAAAAAAAUGUUUUAAAUUUAUAAUUCCAUAUUUAUAAUGUUGGCCACAACAUUAUGAGUCCUCCUUGUCUGUACUUUAGUAUUUUUCACCGUUUGUGGAGAAACAUUAAAACCAAGUUCAACGGUAGCGUGAUGAAUUCUUUCUUCCCCCCUCCCCCAAAAUAAAACCGGUUGUUUAACGCGCCCCCGCCCCCUCCCCGCCUGUAACGCUGUGAACGGUUGUGACGGUUGUUUUUUUAAAUAAAAUUCCCGCUGUUUGUAACCGCA